AUGACCCAUUCAAUGGACUUUACAGUUAUUGACAACCUGCGUACUUCAGCAUCUCGAGGUCAACAUGACCAUGUCAUUCAGGAGACCUUCGCCAUUGGCAACGAAUUGCAGAAUCUUCAACUCCAUGUACUCGACAUUCGAGCACGAUCGUAUGCCGCGUGUGCCCAAUUCGUCAAAGCCUUGGAUACGGCAAUUACAAUGCAGCAAUUGAAUCCAGCAUCAGCACUCGGGUAUCUAUGUCAAGGAUACAUCCAUAUGGAACAAGGACGACACAUUGCAGCAUCCCACGUGUAUGACAAAGCACUCGAGCGUGUUGAUAAGCAUGAUUCAUUGUAUGAGACGAUUCAGGCAGCCAAAACAAAAGCCAUGCAGCAAGGUGAAAAGCGUAAAGAUUUUAUAUGCGACUUUCCUAUGGAGAUCAGCACUCGUAUCAUCGAGCAGUUGUUUACUAGCGACCAAUUCGAUCAGCAGCGGCAAUACGUCAUGGUGUCAUGGUCGUGGUGGCAUCGUAUCAUGGCAUCCAACCAGCUUGAAUACGACAUACGAUCGAAUCUUCCAUUGGAUGAAACCAGCGAUAUGGUGAUUCAAUCGUUCAAUUACGCGCGAUCUCUUAGUGUCUUCUCUUGCGAGGCACAAAUGCGUCAACUCUUUGAAAAGUAUCACUUUGAACGCUUGACAACAGUUGCAUUUCACACUUUCAAUGCGUAUGCUCUUGGUGAAAGCUUUCUAGCAUGGGAGGGGAUCAACAUGCAAUUAACAGAUCUCACACUUGGCAAUCAUGGACAUGCACACAUUUCCCAACCUCAUGGAGCAUACACACUUCAACUGCAAUACAUCUUGGAAAAGUGCCCCAAUUUGAGAGCAUUGCAUUGUCUAGGAAUGAUCGACAUUUCACUCAUGGGUGGCACGUACCCAAAGCUUCAAGAGCUCAGGCUGGACGAAGUGGCAGGAACAGUGGGUAACCAGCACAUGAUGAUGAUUCAGCAACACCUACCUGGUUUGGAGAUAUUCGAUAUGGCAAUCCCAAAGAGCUUGCGACCGUUGACUGUGAAUGAUACAUGGCUCCCUUGCAUCCGUCAUUUACAUUAUGGAGACCGAUUCGGCAUUUAUCUAAACGGACUCGACAUAAAGCAAGUUCGAUACCAUGGAUUGGUCUCUCUUUCAAUUCCGUACACCAACCUAUUUUCGCUUGAUGAUAUUGCACCCUUCAUCAUUGAUCAUCAUGUGACGUUACAGGUUUUGACGCUCAAGGCCACGUUGGAUACAACACAAACACGCAAUAUGAUGGAUGCCAUGCACAAUUAUCAAGACAUUGAAUUUAAGCGACUGCAAGUAUUAACGGUGAACAUCCUAUCGACAAUCGACAACAUUGAGCCAUAUUCCGAUUUCAUCAGCUGGGGCAUCGAGCGUGCUCCUUAUUUACGACAAGGACAUGACGAUUAUGAUACACUCGUGGCAGAGUUUGUGGAAGCCCAUGUCGACUAUAUGGCUGAUAAAGGAGGAUCACGUUUACAAUCGAUCAACGUUCGGCUCCAGGAACCACACCCAAAGCUCAUUGAUGAUAUACGAGAAAUGAAAUGCUUGACCAAUUUGAAAUUGUUUACCAGCAAUCUUGCAUCAGAGUCAUUUAUCAAGUUGUUUGAGUCCCUACGCCAAGGAUGCGAAGGUCUGGUAACGCUAUCUAUUGUAAAUCGUUGCCUUAUGCCGAAUCGGGUUCUCUAUCAUAUUGCCGUGCUAUCCAAUCUCAGGAGUCUUACAAUUACCGGAGGCAUUCAUGAUGCGAACACCAGUAUUUUGAGCUUGCGACGAUGCCGCCAUUUGGAACACCUCGAUGUCGCUUGCGAAAUUGAUGAAGAUAUCCUGUCCCUACUGCAUGAAUGCAAUCCACGUUUAAAGAUAAUGGCCCCAAACAGCUUUUACUAG
Lichtheimia ornata is the source of this 1923-nucleotide messenger RNA. RefSeq lists its product as uncharacterized. Gene Ontology annotation, molecular function: protein binding. The transcript is spliced from 3 exons. Bases 1 to 1923 code for a protein of 640 amino acids. The record is from RefSeq and is a predicted model, not a curated record. NCBI's taxonomy places the organism in Eukaryota, Fungi, Mucoromycota, Mucoromycetes, Mucorales, Lichtheimiaceae.